AUGGAGGCGGCGGGCACCUGGGCGCUGCUUCUCUUGGUGCUGCUCCUGGUGCUGACGCUGGCGCUGCCUGGGACCCGGGCGCGAGGCCACCUGCCCCCUGGGCCCACGCCGCUGCCGCUGCUGGGGAACCUCCUGCAGCUCCGGCCUGGGGCGCUGUACUCGGGGCUCUUACGGCUGAGUAAGAAGUAUGGACCAGUGUUCACCGUGUACCUGGGACCCUGGCGGCGCGUUGUGGUCCUGGUUGGGCGCGAGGCUGUGCAGGAGGCCCUGGGAGGUCAGGCCGAGGAGUUCAGCGGACGGGGUUUGGUGGCAACGCUGAACGGAACCUUUGAUGGCCAUGGGGUUUUCUUCUCUAAUGGGGAGCGAUGGAGGCAGCUGAGGAAGUUCACUACGCUGGCCCUGCGGGACUUGGGCAUGGGGAAACGAGAAGGUGAGGAGCUGAUCCAGGCGGAGGCCCAGUGUCUGGUGGAGGAGCUCCGGAAAACCAAAGGAUGGCCUCUUGACCCCUCACUGCUGCUGGCCCAGGCCACGUCCAACAUCAUCUGCUCCCUCGUCUUCCGCCUCCGCUUCCCCUACGACAAUGAGGAAUUCCAGGCCGUGGUCCAGGCGGCUAGUGGCAUCGUCGUGGGGGUCAGCUCCCCGUGGGCCCAGACCUACGAGAUGUUCUCCCGGCUCCUGCAGCACCUCCCGGGCCCCUACACGCAGCUCCUCGGCCAAAUGUGCACUGUGGCUACCUUCGCCGUCCAGCAGAUACAGCGGCACCAGAGGAGCCUGGACGCCUCAGGCCCCGCACGUGACGUUGUGGAUGCCUUCUUGCUGAAGAUGGCAAAGGAGAAGCAAGACCCAAACACAGAAUUCACUGAGAAGAACUUGCUGAUGACGGUCACUUAUCUGUUGUUCGCCGGGGCGGUGACAGUCAGUACCACGGUUCGCUACACUCUCCUGCUCCUGCUGAAAUAUCCUCAGGUCCAAGAGCGUGUGCAGGAGGAGCUGACGCGGGAGCUGGGGCCCGGCCAGGCGCCAAGCCUGGGGGACCGAGCCCGCCUCCCCUACACGGACGCGGUUCUGCAUGAGGCGCAGCGGCUGUUGGCGCUGGUACCCAUGGGAAUGCCCCGAGCCCUCGUCAAGACCACCCGCUUCCGGGGGUACACCCUGCCCCAGGGCACGGAGGUCUUCCCUCUCCUUGGCUCCAUCCUGCAUGACCCCGAGGUCUUCAAACAGCCUGAGGAGUUCAACCCAGGACGAUUCCUGGAUGCAGACGGAAAGUUCAAAAAGCACGAGGCCUUCCUGCCCUUCUCCUUAGGUAAGCGUGUCUGCCCCGGGGAGGCCCUGGCUCGGACCGAGCUCUUCCUCCUGUUCACCGCCAUCCUGCAGGCCUUCUCGCUGGGGAACCCAUGCCCACCGGGUGCCCUGAGCCUCCAGCCAGCCGUCAGUGGCCUUUUCAACAUCCCCCAAGCCUUCCAGCUGCAAUUCCGGCCCGCUGACCUCCACCCCACCCCACCCCACCGUGUGGACCGGAUGAAGAAGGGAAACUUGGGAGGUAGUAGCCUUGGCGGUUGCCGUGGACAUGGCUGUGUCUCCUGAGCCACACGUCUACACCACAGGCAGCCACAUUCGCACACCUGUAGCUGUUUUCUAGAGUCGGUCACACAUAUAUGCAGCCUACACAUCCACAGGGUCAUCAGCCCACGCAACCACACGCCCAGACACACCCACGAGGGCCACAGGGCAACUCAGCCAUGCAGCUUUCUACUGACAUAAAUGUAGUCCAUCUGGAAUCACACCCACAUGCCCAGAUAACCCACCAACUCAUACACAGCGCAGCUCCCCUGGACCCACAACCCACGCGUGGGGAUUCAGCUGCCGCCUUCACAAGCCACGGAAACAGCCACAGUGUUGGCAGCCCACGUGCCCUCUUAACUCAUCAAACUUACCAGGGCCACCAUCUCUGGGAGCCUAGAGCGGAGAACAUGCCCCAUGCCAGCUCAUGUCACCACACAGAGACCAUCUCUGUCCUCAGCCCUCAAGUGACCGUACCGCUAUCCAGGCCUAAGACUGUCGCCAUCCACAUGCCCCCAACCACUGAACCACACAGCCAGCCCAUGUGGGACACCCGCCCGCCUCCGGGGUAUCUUCCGACUAAGAUAUACGACUCCCGCGGAGGCCCAGCUCUGGCCUCCUCCGCACCUUCAGCCCUCAAGGGCACCCCUUUCCAGGCAGCCCGAUCCCCCAAAUGCUCCCAAAUACAGACACACCCCAGUGUGCAGUUGUGCACAAGCCUGGAAACAAAGUAAACUUGGACAUACGUGGAAACUCAGACCAGGGGAACACACACACACACACACACACACACACACACACACA
This is a messenger RNA of Physeter macrocephalus (sperm whale), 2364 nucleotides long. RefSeq names its product cytochrome P450 family 2 subfamily S member 1 (gene CYP2S1). Gene Ontology annotation, molecular function: arachidonate epoxygenase activity; iron ion binding; oxidoreductase activity, acting on paired donors, with incorporation or reduction of molecular oxygen, reduced flavin or flavoprotein as one donor, and incorporation of one atom of oxygen. The record is from RefSeq and is a predicted model, not a curated record. Lineage: Eukaryota; Metazoa; Chordata; Mammalia; Artiodactyla; Physeteridae. Gene Ontology annotation, cellular component: cytoplasm; intracellular membrane-bounded organelle. Gene Ontology annotation, biological process: xenobiotic metabolic process; epoxygenase P450 pathway.